UAAUCUUUUUAAAUUUACGUGUAAAUAUCACCGGAUAUCACUCAUGGAUACACUACCAAGUCUCCGUCCUCCCAUCAGUUGCAACUAUAUUUCACCAUCCAAAAAUCUAUAUCACGGUAACCACCGCCACCAGUUCAGCUGCAAAACACAUCGAAUCUCCGCAGUGGAUGAAGUUUCCGCGGUUACAUUUGAUCCGGGUGCGCCUGAUAUCACCUGGCAGAUUGUAGUUGGAUCCAUUGCUGGAGUUGCUCCCUUUGUGGUUGCGGGGAUCGAAUUCAGCAAGCGAAUUGUGGCUCAGAAGAAGUGCAACGAAUGUGGUGGUUCAGGGCUUGUAUUGAUAGAGGAUGAGUAUAUUCGGUGCCCUAAUUGUGGUGGAUUUCUGCCAUGGCAAUCUUGGAGAAGAUUCUUUUCUGGUUAAAUUGCACCAUUUCUCAGUGUAGAUCACAAGUUUGAAGUCACUAUAAUGAUGUUAAUAUUAUAUGAUAUGGAAAUGUACAACAUAUGUUCUAAUUCGGUUCGGGUUUUGGUUCCU
This is a messenger RNA of Helianthus annuus (common sunflower), 532 nucleotides long. RefSeq lists its product as uncharacterized. The record is from RefSeq and is a predicted model, not a curated record. The transcript has 4 exons. Lineage: Eukaryota; Viridiplantae; Streptophyta; Magnoliopsida; Asterales; Asteraceae. Bases 44 to 418 code for a protein of 124 amino acids.